Vitrella brassicaformis is the source of this 2171-nucleotide messenger RNA. Lineage: Eukaryota; Vitrellaceae. The record is from the annotation of a GenBank genome assembly.
UGUCGUUGAAUGAAUGAAGGCCUACCUAUGUCCGUCACCAUCACUAUCACAUCGUCUCAACACACAAGGCACACACGUCAAUCCAAAUGUGUCACUAAUGAGUCCAUUCAGCCCGCUACCACCUCUAUCUGUGUGUCCUGGCUGGGGUCUCCCCCUUCUUGACGAGCUGCCGGCCGGCCGCUCUUCGGUGGUCGGAGGCGAUGGCGCUGAGUGAGCAGCGCAGCUCGGCCACACCGAGGUGCUCCCUGGCUGAGACGGCGUGGACGAACGGCCAGACCAACUCGAGCGGCAGCUGCUGCAGCGCCACCACCACGCGCAUCAUCAGGCUGUGCAGAUCCAUCGGCUGCACGCACCCAAACCAACACACAACACACACACAGAGGGAGAGGUGCUGUUGACUGACACGUGUUGUCACUACUCACCUUGAGCAGGUCGACCUUUGUGAGCACCAGCUGAAGGAUGACGGCAGACACCACACCGCAGCAGACAGAUGAUGUGUAGGCACAAUAGCCUGUCCGUUUUCGAUGUCUCCCUCGUGCCGUUUGCCUGGCCGGGCUUGCCCUCGAUCACUGCCGAACAGACAGCAAGACAUAUUAGACACGGAAGGAGAGACAUGUCUACAACCUGUUGUAUUGUGACUUGUGUUGUGGCGUGCGCACCUUCCCGUAACACUGUCCAGGUAGUUUCGGAUGGGGCUGUCGGCAGAGGGGGAGGCAGGAAGCGCGCGGCCGCACUUGACGCGUUGAGACGCGACAGGAAAAACAGUAGGGAUAUACAUGUCUCGGAGGCGUAUGCAGCGGGGGUGAGAUGAGGGGCAAUCUUGAAGUGCUCGUGCGCCGCACUCACACACUGGCUCUUCUCGCUAUCGGUGAACUCCGGCACAGGGGCCUUGCUGGCCAGGGUGACCACGGCAAGCUGGAAGGCCGUGAAGCUCAUCUCAUUGGCCUCGAUCUUCCUGUCCUCCUCGUUGGCGGCCGAGACAGCGCUCCAGUAGACACGUCGAAGUCGGCACACAGCUGCUGUGCGUAGUGGGUGAAGAGCUGCUUCACGCGGGCCCGGAUGGAUGUGAGCAGCUCCUUGACGAGGGGGUCGGUGCUGAUGGCCUUGACCUCCGCUGUCUCUGUGGUGUGUCCUUGGCGACGGUUGCGUCGUACAGGGGUUUGAGGGAGUGAGUGGUGAGGAGGUCCAUGGGUGAGGGGUUCUCGCUCUCUAUCGCCGCAUGAACCUCGCGAGACAACUCCUUCAACGCCUGGAAACACACACAAAAGCGAGACAUGGACGUUUCUGGUUUGGGCGAGUGUAUUGUAUGUGUCCUUUUCUCAUCGACCUUUAGCCACUGGUGCAGCUCCAUGUGAUGCGUUGUGCUGCGCACCAUCCCAGCCCCCACUCCGGCCCUCCUCUCAUCCUCGCCCUUGUCACCCUGCGACGGCACGGCACUCAGCCCCGUCUUGGGCAGUGUGGUGGCGGCCUUGGUGUGUCGCACGAACAGCAGGUCGGCCUGCACCUGGGUGAGGGCCGCGGGCAGCACGCGAAGGGGACGGAGUGGAUGUUGCUGCUGUCUUGGUUGGUGGUGUCGUUGGUCAGUUCUGGAGAGAGGGGCGUGAGGCCACAAUGCCCGUCUCACGGAGGAAGCGGGCGAACUUGGCGGAUGAGAGGUGAGUUGCGGUUCAGGGGAUCUGCAGCACAUUCAGUGAGGGAGGGAGGAGACACAGACAGACAGACAGACAGACAGACAGACAACACCCCGCUGCAAUUGCAGGGAUCCGCAACAGUAGCAGCAGGAGACACACUUACUGACCAGAGCCGCAGGGGGCUUGGAGGGCGCUUUGUACUUGACAUUGGCCGCCAGAACCAUAACGUCCAGAAAGUGACGAAGGCUCAUCUGCAUCACCCCACAAAGCAAGAAAAGCACCGUCUACCGACAGCACGGCACACUCCUUGCUACAUGCAUUGCCUUUGGCUGUUUGCGUGAGGGACUCGUUGAAGAGACAGGAGUCGAUGACCAUCCGCUGCAGCUUCGAUGGCUUGAGAGACUCCGCUGCGGUUCGCCAGCACAUUGGACCCUCCUUCGCUCAAAUGAAAGUAAUACCAACGUCUUCUGCAGGUGCACACCACGGAAAUUGUCAUGUAUGCAAGGCCGAAUCACCCAAGUCCCCUGCGACUUAGGUGGU